Lodderomyces elongisporus is the source of this 1461-nucleotide messenger RNA. RefSeq names its product glycine hydroxymethyltransferase (gene SHM1). Gene Ontology annotation, biological process: tetrahydrofolate interconversion; folic acid metabolic process; L-serine catabolic process. Gene Ontology annotation, cellular component: cytoplasm. The transcript has a single exon. The record is from RefSeq and is a predicted model, not a curated record. NCBI's taxonomy places the organism in Eukaryota, Fungi, Ascomycota, Pichiomycetes, Serinales, Debaryomycetaceae. Gene Ontology annotation, molecular function: glycine hydroxymethyltransferase activity; pyridoxal phosphate binding; zinc ion binding. Bases 1 to 1461 code for a protein of 486 amino acids.
AUGUUAUCAAGAUCAUUCAAAUCAGCAAGAACAGUAAGGGCAUUGAUGUCCUCUACUGCUUCUGUGCGUUCAUUAUCGUUCCUUUCGAAACCUGUUAGCGAAGUAGACCCAGAGAUGGCUAGCAUUUUAGAACAAGAAAGAACUAGACAACGUCAAUGUAUCAGUUUGAUUCCCUCGGAAAACUAUACUUCCAAGUCAGUAAUGGAGUUGCUUGGAUCGGAGAUGCAAAACAAGUAUAGUGAGGGGUAUCCAGGUGAGCGUUACUAUGGAGGUAACAAGAUUAUCGAUAAAUCUGAGUCGCUUUGUCAACAACGUGCAUUGGAAGCUUUUGGAUUGAACCCUGAAGAGUGGGGAGUUAAUGUGCAAGCAUUAUCCGGUGCACCAGCAAAUCUUUACACAUAUUCGGCAAUCUUGGAAGUUGGUGACAGAAUCAUGGGAUUGGACUUGCCUCAUGGUGGACAUUUGUCUCAUGGUUACCAAACCAAUACUGCAAAGAUUUCAUUUAUUUCAAAGUAUUUCCAAACCAUGCCAUACAGAUUGGAUGAGCUGACUGGAUUAAUUGAUUAUGACACAUUGGAAAAGAAUGCUCAAUUGUUUAGACCAAAAGUUAUUGUUGCUGGUGCAUCCGCAUACUCAAGAGUGAUUGACUACAAAAGAAUGAAACAAAUUGCCGACAAGGUUGGUGCUUACUUGAUGUCUGAUAUGGCGCACAUUUCUGGAUUGGUUUCUGCAGGAGUUACUGAGUCCCCAUUCCCAUACUCCGAUAUUGUUACCACCACCACACACAAAUCAUUAAGGGGACCAAGAGGUGCCAUGAUCUUUUUCAGAAAAGGUAUUAGAAAAGUUACCAAAAAGGGUAAAGAAAUCCCAUAUGAGUUGGAAAGAAAGAUUAACUUUUCAGUUUUCCCUGGUCAUCAAGGUGGUCCACACAACCACACCAUUUCCGCCUUGGCUGUUGCCUUGAAGCAAUGUGCAGAGCCAGACUACAAAAAAUACCAACAAGCUGUUGUUGACAAUGCAAAGCAUUUUGCCAAUGAAUUACAAAGCAAAGGCUUUGACUUGGUGUCAGGUGGUACAGAUACCCAUUUGAUCUUGGUUGACUUGAGCUCGAAAAAGAUUGAUGGUGCACGUGUAGAAGCUGUUUUGGAAAGAGCCAAUAUUGCUGCAAAUAAAAACACCAUCCCUGGUGACACUAGUGCUCUCUUCCCCUCUGGUUUAAGAGUUGGAACACCCGCAAUGACCACUAGAGGAUUUGGUUUUGAUGAAUUUACCAAAGUUGCUGAGCUCAUGGACGAAGCUGUUGCAAUUGCAAUUGAAUUGAAGGCAAAGGAACAAGGUAAAGUGCCUAAAGAAUUGUUGGCUUCAUUCAAAAAAUUGGCUGACGAAAGUGACAAAGUCAAGGAGCUUGGACAAAGAGUAGCUGAGUGGACAACAACAUACCCAGUGCCAGGUGAUUUGUAA